GCAACGGAUUUUCUUUUUCUAUGGGUUUAUUACUUGAUUUUGGUUAGCAGAAUAGUUUUCUAUUGUUAAGUUAACUAGGAAUGAUGCCAUAUAGAGGCUUUAUGCUGGAUACGGUUGUGGAUAGCCAUGCUGAAAGUACAUUGCGGAAAGCGGGCGGAAGCGACGGCAGGCUGGAAAAGGAGGCCGAAGAGAAGCGAAGUGGGAGCCCCUCUCUCUGGCGACUCCUGUGGCAACCCGGAUGGCAUCCCAGAGGGGGGUCGACAGUCAUUCCCAAUAAACUUUCCGAUUUCUCUUCAAAUAUGGGAGAGUCAAGCGAUGGCAAUGGAGAAGGUCAUGGGUGCGAAGGUGGACCAACUGAUGAAGGAUGACAUCGUCCACGACGGAUAGAUGGCGCUCUACGCUGUCCAACCGAACUGUUCGUAGAAGAGGCCGUUAUGAAAAAAAGACGGGCGAACAAGAUGUUAUGUACUAUAAUGAUAUAAAAGAAGAUGACAUCUGUAUAAUUUCAUGUUCCUGUUUCAUCUAGUGUGUUAUUAUCAUUUUAAAGGCUUCUGUGAAAUGAGUUCUACAAAAUGGGAUUCCAUACGUAAUGAAAUCUGUUAUCACGCUUUACCAUCUCAUGUAGUCAUCUGUAAAUUUUGCCGUCUUUCACCUGCGGAAAAAUUUAAAUACUGCUUGCUCACAGAAAUUCUACUGCUAAUAAUUACACCUGUCUUUCGAUACCAUAUUGGAAUAGAGGAAUUUUAUUUUAUCAAUUAAUGUUUGGAAGAAAUCUGGCUUAUAGGAUAUUCCAGUAAGAAGAGGAGUCUGUUUACUUGCAUUUUGUUUUUAGAAUGUAAAAAAUACUUAUAUAGUCAAAGAAGAAAAAAUGUAAAUUUCCGAUAUCAUUCAUUUUAUGUGCUUACAUGCCGUACAUAACUACAUCAAAGUAGUUCAUCAUCUAUAUAUUGCAUUUAUUCUAAAUGAGCAAAAAUUACACAAUACUUUACUGCAAUGAUUUGCAGCAGACGUUCUUGUGAUGUAGCGGAUAUGCGUUGUAUGUAUAAUAGUUUCUUUGACGAGGGAAAAAAGUUGCAAUGAUCGGAUUUUGUUGACCUGUGAGGGUAACACCACAGUACAUAAUGUUUCGCAGCACUUAACCAAUCAACCAACAAGAAAUAAUUACGUUCAAAUAGUAUGCUGAAUGAUCCCUUUAGAAUAUUCUUUUAUCUUUUCUUUGUUAAGGGAUGCAUAACCUUAUUUUGUAUCGUAAGAAAUAACAGUAUUGUAAGGAAAUCAUAAAUCUUCUUUUCGACCACCGUAUCUUCCUUUAACAUCCCCUCCUUAAGCAGACAGUCCUUGGGUACUUUCUCUUUUUCUAAUAUUUUAACCUUUAUGCAAUUCGCAUUUUCUGUAAUUUUUCACUCUUAUUGUCGGUUAAAAAAACUGUUUAUUUUAUGAAAAC
Messenger RNA from Stegodyphus dumicola, 1444 nucleotides. It is a transcript of the gene Pde11, whose product is annotated as Phosphodiesterase 11. Gene Ontology annotation, biological process: signal transduction. Lineage: Eukaryota; Metazoa; Arthropoda; Arachnida; Araneae; Eresidae. Gene Ontology annotation, molecular function: protein binding; 3',5'-cyclic-nucleotide phosphodiesterase activity. The record is from RefSeq and is a predicted model, not a curated record.